Molecule: messenger RNA, 9571 nt
Organism: Protopterus annectens (West African lungfish)
Lineage: Eukaryota; Metazoa; Chordata; Ceratodontiformes; Protopteridae
Gene: KIF13A
Product: kinesin family member 13A
Exons: 30
Coding region: 1-5916 (1971 amino acids)
Biological process (GO): regulation of protein localization
Cellular component (GO): adherens junction
Molecular function (GO): cell adhesion molecule binding
Source: RefSeq, a predicted model, not a curated record
AUGUAUAAUACAGAUUAUUCUAAUAUUAUGAUAUCAGUUUUGGAAAAAGAUACAUAUGAGGUAUCAAACAAGAAUCAGUUGAAUAAAGCAUUUAAUAAUAUAAAGAUUUUUAUUAAUGACAUGUUUUUGGAUGGAUUAAUAGAUAAUAGUCAAAAACAAUAUUUAACCAUGCUGACACCCAGAAUCCCAAAAAUUUUUGGGAUUCCUAAGCUCCUCAAGGACCCAUUUAAUCCACCAUUUAAGGCACUAGUGGAUGCAAGACAAUCCAUGACAUAUGCAUGUGCUAAACUAGUAGAUUCUACAUUGAAAAAUUAUGUAUGUAAAGAAAAACAAAUUCUUAAGGAUUCAUGGUCAUUUCUGGAAGAGAUACAAAACACAACAUUUGAUAUUAGGCAUAACUUUUUAACGGUGGAUGUUAUUGAUCUUUAUUCUUGCAUUGAUCUUUAUUCUUGCAUACCCCAUGAUUUAGGUACAGAAUGGGUUGUAGAUUUUAUUAGAUCAAAAGGGGCCACCACUAAUGAAUGUAUAGUGGUAGAACAACUAUUAGACAUCAUUUUGAAAUACAACUUUGUGUCCUUUGAAAAUGAGUUGUACAUACAAAAAAUAGGGGUAGCCAUGGGGUCACCAGUAGGCUCAAGCUUUGCAAAUUUAGUCAUGGCCUACUGGGAGACAAACCAUAUCUUUAAUAGCCAAUGGAAUAGUAUUAUUUUUACAUACAAAAGAUUUUUAGACUAUAUUUUUAUUAUUUUAAAAGGUGAACAAGAACAAGCAGACCAAUUAGUUGAUUUUUUUAAUACAACUUCCUCAUUCUUAAAGUUUACAAAAAACUACCAAGAUAAUACAAUUAACUUUUUGGAUGUGGAACUCAGUAAAAGUACAGAAGGCUACAUAGCAAACAUUUAUAGAAAGAGUACUCAUUCGAAUACUUUUCUUCACUACACAAGUGCUCAUCCUAGCCACCAGAAAAAAUCAGUAGUAAAAGGUCAACUUGUCAGGGCGGCUAGGAUGGUCACCUUAGAAGAGGACUUUGACAAAGAAUGUAACUCACUGUACCAUAAAUUUCACAGUAGAGGAUAUCCAUCAGAAUUUUUAGAUGAAAUAUUUAAAGAAGCCAUGAAGGCACCUGAGCUCAAGGAAAAAUUAGAAGAAUCAGAGAAACUUAUAAAGGAGCUAACAGUCACGUGGGAGGAAAAACUAAGAAAAACUGAAGAAAUUGCACAGGAAAGGCAGAAGCAGCUGGAGAGUAUGGGGAUUUCUCUGGAGUCUUCUGGCAUCAAAGUUGGAGAAGACAAGUGUUUCUUAGUUAAUCUGAAUGCUGAUCCUGCACUUAAUGAACUUCUUGUGUAUUAUAUAAAGGAUCACACCCUUGUUGGCGCAGAUACCUCUCAGGACAUACAGUUGUUUGGCAUUGGAAUCCAGCCUGAACACUGCAUUAUAGACAUCUUUACAGAUGGUGAUGUUAUUCUCACUCCUAAAGAAAAUGCCAGAACCUGUGUUAAUGGCACUUUAGUGGAUUCCAUUACUCACCUGUGGCAUGGAGACAGGAUUCUCUGGGGAAACAACCACUUUUUUAGAAUAAAUUUACCUAAGAGAAAAAGACGAGACAGAUUAAAAGAAGCUGAAGGGGAAGCAUCGUUUACAGAAUUAGAUGUCGAAACAGCAAGUGAAGCCUCAUCCGAACCAGAUUACAGCUAUGAGUUUGCUCAGAUGGAGGUUAUAAUGAAGACCCUGAAUAGUAAUGACCCUGUCCAAAAUGUUGUACAGAUCCUGGAGAAACAGUAUGUUGAGGAGAAACGCCAUGCACUUGAGGAGCAGAGAUUGAUGUACGAGCGAGAACUAGAGCAUCUCCGACAACAGCUGUCUCCAGAUCGGCAGCACAGGCACAGUAUCGACAGACUCUCAUACACAUCACAAACUGCUCAACAAAAAGUGAAGCUCUGGUCAGAAGAAAGGGAUGUACUGUUCUGCCAGAGCUUGGCAAAGUUACGUGAGCAGAUAGUGAAAGCCAACACACUGGUUCGAGAAGCCAACAUGUUAGCUGAAGAGCUGGAGAAGCAGACAGAUUAUCAAGUAACACUACAGAUCCCUGCAACCAACCUCAGUGCAAAUAGAAAGAGAGGAGCAAUAGUGAGUGAACCAGCCAUCCAGGUUCGGAGAAAAGGUAGAAGUACUCAAGUGUGGACCAUUGAGAAGCUGGAAAACAAGCUAAUCGACAUGAGAGAAAUGUACCAGGAAUGGAAGGAAAGUAGACCUGAGAACAGAAAACCUACUGGUAAGCGGGGAGAUCCCUUCUAUGAGGCUCAGGAGAACCACAAUCUUAUUGGAGUAGCUAAUGUUUUCUUGGAGUGCCUUUUUUAUGAUGUGAAACUACAAUAUGCCGUGCCUAUCAUCAGCCAGCAGGGAGAGGUUGCUGGCCGACUUCAUAUUGAGGUGAUGCGGGUCAGUGGAGCUGUUCCUGAGCGAUUAGUGGGUGGGGAUGAUUCUUCUGAGAACUCCAGCGAAAGUGGGAGUUACGAAGUAAUGGACAACAAUGGAGAUAUUGUUCAUAUGGCUAAAAAGCUAACCUGCAGGGUAAAAAUAAAAGAAGCAAGUGGCUUACCACUGAAUCUCUCCAACUUUGUGUUCUGCCAGUACACUUUUUGGGAUCAGUCGGAACCUGCUGUAGCCCCUCCAGUGGUCAACCCAGAUAUGCCUUCCCCUCAGAGUAAAGAAGCUCAGUUUACAGUGAAAUUUGGCCAUUGCAAGGAUUAUGUUGUCAGUGUGACAGAAGAAUUUCUGGAGUUCAUCUCUGAGGGUGCUCUAGCUAUUGAAGUCUGGGGUCAUCGAUGUGCUGGUAAUGGUCGGUCGAUUUGGGAGGUAGAUGCAUUACAAGCCAAAACAAGGACACUGCUGGACAGAUGGAGUGAAGUUACUCGGAGGAUUGAAAUGUGGAUAGCCAUACAGGAAUUAAAUGAGAUGGGAGAAUACACAGCUGUGGAAGUGCACCAAGCAAAAGAUGUCAACACAGGGGGCAUCUUUCAGCUUAGACAGGGCCAUUCCCGUCGUAUCCACGUGACAGUGAAGCCUGUGCAACAGUCUGGGACACUGCCAUUAAUGGUGGAAGCUAUUCUUUCCAUCUCAAUAGGCUGCAUUACUGCCAGAUCAACAAAGCUCCAAAGGGGCUUAGACAGCUACCAGAGAGAGCAAGGUGUUGGAGAUAUGGAUAGUUAUCAGGAGGAAGACUUGAAUACCAUCAGGGAGAGGUGGUCUGAAGCAUUGAUAAAGCGCAGAGAGUACUUAGAUGAGCAUAUCAAAAAGAUAAUUAAUAAACAAGAAAAGAUGGAAGAUGAUGUAGAGCGGGAGGCACGACUUGUUGAGCAGUGGGUUGGCCUGACAGAGGAGAGAAAUGCAGUGCUAGUUCCUGCCCCAGGAAGUGGUAUCCCUGGUGCACCUGCAGAUUGGAACCCACCACCUGGAAUGGAAGCACACAUACCUGUCCUCUUCCUUGACUUGAAUGCUGAUGACCUCACAGCAAAUGAACAUCUUGUAGGUCCCCAUGCAGCAGGUGUGAACUCUAUUCUACCAAAAGAACAUGGGAGUCAGUUCUUCUAUUUGCCAAUCAUCAAGCACAGUGAUGAAGAGGUUUCUGCUGUUGCAUCUUGGGAUUCUUCAGUCCAUGACUCCGUGCACUUAAACAGAGUAACCCAACAGUAUGAGCGGAUUUAUUUAAUAGUGAAAACCACUGUACAGCUCAGCCAUCCUGCUUCUGUGGAGCUAAUGUUACGGAAAAGAAUUGCUGUCAAUGUUUACAAUAAACAGAGCUUCACUCAAAGUCUAAAGCGAAGAAUGUCAAUGAAGAACGUUUUGUAUUCCUGUGGUGUAACGUAUGAGAUUGUAUCCAACAUACCAAAGGCCACAGAAGAAACUGAGGAUCGAGAAACACUGGCAUUAAUGGCUGCACGGAGUGAGAAUGAAAGCUCAUCAGAUGGAGAAACCUACAUUGAGAAAUAUACUCGAGGGGUGUUAGAGGUAGAGAGCAUUCUGAGUCUGGAGCGACUGAGGCAGGCAGUCACUGUUAAAGAAGCACUUUCAGCCAAGGGAAGACACAUACGGAGGAGUGUCAGCACACCAAAUGUUCAUCAAAUAUCCUCAAGUCGUUUGGACCUUUCUGGAUAUGACGAUGAUGAUAUCAAGGGGAGGUCAGAAAGUCAACUAGAUGUCUCUAACACUUCAGACUGCCAGGAUGCUUCUUUUUCUGGUACUUCAACACGUGAAUCCCCUCGAAAGAGCAAAGAGACUAUUGGUCCUACACCAGAUAGUCCACAUGGCUUAAUGGUUAGUCCUUUUAAAGCCUUUUCUCCUCAGACACCAAAAUUUUUCAAAUCCCUUAUGCCAGUGAAGGAGGAACACAAAGGGCAGAACCCUCUGGAAACCAGGCCUUUGCUGGACCAGGAGGGCAUGCCUCCACCUCAGGUGCAAAGUGCUGGCAUUGUGCCUUCUGGAAAUAGUGCCAGCAGCUUGACAGUAGAAAACAGUAGCAAACAUGGAGAGGAAGUUGAUUCUGAGGAAGACGAACAUGAUCUAGAGGUGUUGGAUAAUAAAAAUGUAGUUCGCCACAAACUGCACAGUUUUCAGCAGUAUGUUCCAGAGGACUUUGCAGACUUCGAAGUGUACAAUGCUAGCCUGGAAAGUAGGGAACUGACUUGCUGUAAGCCAGACUUCAGUUCCCGAGUGCUAGAGAAGGAGGUGUCUCGCAGUCCUACCACUAGUAGUAUGACCAGUGGCUACUUUUCCCACAGUGCCUCUAAUGUCACCCUGUCUGAUGUUCUAGUACCUAAUAGUGAAAGCACAGACCAGCUAGACAGUCAAGUGCAGAGCUGUGAAGCAUGUGAUUCUGCCUCUUCAUUAGUUCCAGUAGAUUCAAAACAUGCUGUGCAUAAGGAAACUGAAGAACAGCAGAGAAGUAAGACAGGUACUGUAACUGUGUUAUCCCAAGAGCAAAGUGGAUUACAGAAGGCUAUCAUUGAUUCUCCAGAGAUCAGAAAAACACGCUGCCCUACCCUACGCAAGAUAGACUCUUGUCCAGCACUGUAUUCUUCUCUUAGCUUAGUGAAACCCAAACCACGAGAAAUAGUAGAGUACCCUUUAGAUAUUGUGGAGGAUCAUGCUUUUACUGAAUUUAUGGGUGUAGAAGAUGGUAAGGCAAACUUUGAAGACUGUAGUAAUGCUUCAGUUUGCACAGUAGUACCUGUAGAUACUGAAAGAAAUUUGCACUACACUGCACCAAACUUGUUUGAAAAUACAUGCACUUCACAGAAAACCUUCUCAAAUCAUGUACCUUCUGUGCCACUCAGCAGUUUGCCAGACUGUGUUGAAAACCCAGAAAGCCUAAUCAAGGAAGAUACUUUCUGUGAAUACAGGACUUCACCUACAAACUCUUCUGUGCAUGAACCAUCUGCUGAAAAGAACCAUUCAUUUCUGUCAGACAGUGAAGACGAAACAUCUGUAGAGCAAGUGGAAACCUUACUAGACUGGGUUGCAGAGGGAGAGCAGGUCUGCAUAGGAAGUAAUACUGGAACUGUUCGCUAUGUUGGUCCAGUAGAUUUCUCACAUGGAACAUGGGUUGGAGUAGAACUCAGUGUUCCAGCAGGAAAACAUGAUGGCACUGUAAAAGGCAGGCGGUACUUCCAUUGCAGGCCCGGUCAUGGAGUAUUUGUUCGACCCAGUCGGAUCAUCAGAGCAGCAGCUUCAGGGACAGCCAAGAAACACAACAAGGCUUCAAAGUCUCAGGAAUCAUUUAAUAAAGAGAAGAGGAAAAGUGCUGUAAUUAUGGGAUCCUCUUCAGCCUCCAAGUCUGAAGGAACAGUGUUUCAUCGCCCACGAGACACUCUCUCUUCCACCUCCUCCUCCAAAAAGCAAGAGAACAGGAAAUCCUAGAUCACUUGAGCUUCUGUAUUUGCACUUGUUGCACAUUUGUGUAGAAAUCCUUUUGUGUUUAUUAUUGAGAAGGGCAGGUUGUAUGAAUUGUACAGAUGUACAGUUUUAAUCCACUGUUGUUGAAUGUGUGUAUUUUAGAGAGAGCAAGAGAAAAAGCUACAAUUUUAAGUUUUAUUUUUUUAAUUGUACUUGGUAUGUCUGCCUAAAAGCAGAUUGUUGCUGUACACUAAUAUACAUUUAACAAGGAAUCUGUAGAUACCAUAAGGUACCACAAGUUUUGUUACACAACGGCUUGGGAGAUGUAUUUUAAUUAAAAAAGAAGAAAAUAUUUUAUUGAAAAAAAAAAAACAGAGGAUGAAAAUCCUUAUUUAAAAAUGGUGUUCAUAAUUACCAAAGAACUUGUAUUACAUUCAGAUAUAUGUUUUCAUUUAUUUGUCCAGCCAUUACUCUUACUGUAACAAUUUUACUGUAACUGAUUGGUUUUAUUCUGAGGUAUAUGAUUUGGUACCACACUUUGUACAAACACUGUGCAUCAGUGCUGCCUUCUGCAUUAUAUAUUUAAUAAGCACACUGAAGUUAAAAAUUUAGUCUUGUCUUCCAUGAAGCCUUCCAUUUGUGCAGGUUUAACAGUAUAUUAAAAUGGUAUCAAGUAGACUUACAUUCAGUCAAGUGAGAGCCAAGAUUUUGCCAGAAUGAAAUUACAUUAAAAAAGUUAUAGUUAGCUCAGAGAGAUAUGAAGCCGUAUAUGACCCAAGAUCAAUUAGUGGUGUGAGUACUGGAGGCUAAUGUGUAUUGGGGUUAGUGGACAUCAUUAGUUAAGAUAGCUGGGGGUGGGGGCUUCUUGGCCCACUGCUUUGAUGAUGCCAGAAGAAGGCUGGCAGUCAUUUUGAAACUCAAGCAGCUGUUGCGCCAGGUGUGCACAUGCCCUGCAGAACACUGUAGUUGCAGUAGUGCACAUGCUUCAAAGGGCAGCAUUACAAGUUCUGCAUGACAUAAGAUGGGGAUUAGGACUCAAAUAGGAAUAUAAACCACACUACCAUUGGGGGUGCUGAGUAGUUCCCAGGCAUGGGGACAGGGUCCUCCCUUAAACAUGGGUGGCCCUGUUGUAGGGAAUGUUGAUGCAGAUCCUCAUGGCCUCCAAAUAAAGACCUAUCCAUGUGGUGUGGAGCAGAGUACUGUGUGGGUGACACUGAGGAAGGGGACCCCAAACCUCUCUUCACAUUCAUUUAUAUAUAUAUAUAUAUAUAUAUAUAUAUAUAUGCAUGCAAAUUACGUGAGAAUGGUAGUUGAUGCAGCAAGCAGGAAACCUUUCUUUUUCACAUAUAUUUCUCAGGUCCACUGUGGGAUUAGUAGAAGCCUGAUAGUGUUUCAGAAAGAGUAUUUAGCAUAGAGAGAAUUAGGAACAUUUCUCACCUGUACAGAUGUGAGCACACUCCUCCAGAUGGAUUGUUCAUUACAGGAUCUAUAUCAGAAGAUAAAAUGGCCAGAUUAUCAAAACCAAGAAGAUUGAAUCUCGGAACGCUGGACUGGCCUAUCCGCUAGAAGGCGGCAUCUCAAAAUACAGUGUUUUUGUAUGGGGGCAAGCCCCCCUGUUCCCCCCCACCCCUACUUAUUAUAUAUAGCAACUCAGAGAUUCGUCCAUAUUUGGGAAAGAGCAGACAACCAACACAAAAAAAAUACUGGCUUCCAGAGGAGAAGCCAGUUCGAUGUUCUGAGAUUCGAUAAUCUUGGGUUCGAUAAUCUGGCUGUUCGAUCUUCUGACAUAGACCUGUUCAGUAUACUAAGCAUAAUGGAUUUAACAAGUUAUUUGCAAUGUCAUACAUUUCCGCAUCUGAUGUUUGAGCUGUUUAGGAACUCAUCUGAAUAAAGGCUGAGCUAGUAUGAUAAACGUUUUCAGACACUUGCAGCUGUUUAAUAAUAGGGGGCUGUCAGACAUCAAACAAAAGUUUUGUUCACGUAAAUUUUGAUGCUUGGCCAGUUAUAUAGUGCAGCUGGCUUUUUCAUUAUGUCCCUGAAGGUACAGGAUUGCUGUGGCUUAGAGUGGAAUUUAGCAGAAUGGAGUGGUCCGGACAUGAGUGAAGAGACCUUCCUUGAGCAGCAAACUGAAAACUUGACUAACCAGGUACAACAAUGUUGUGCCCAGGGUAGUGCAGUUUUUGUGAGGUACUCAACAUAACUUUGUGUUCCUGGCUUUUCAUUACUCUGUCGGUUAUAUACCCCUAUUUUGCAUGCUUCCUAUCUUGCAGUUUAUCCUGAACAGUGAUGAUGUGCAGCCUUGAGGGUUGAGAAUGGCUGCUGCAUAUUGCAGACAGGAACAACUCCCUCCCAUGUUUAAACUACCAGAUUUGGAAGUCACCCAAAGUCCUACGUUUAUACUUUUGUGCAGAAAGGUAUGAAUUGCAUAAGAACCUCAGGAAAUGAGUCAACUUAUCAGAAGUUGUAGAAGGGAUACUCUUUAAUACUUCCUCGAAUCCGGGUGUUAUGCAAACAGUUUGCCUUUCUUAAAAGAAAGCAUCCAUCUUUUGUGUUUUUUUUGGUGCUAGUCUCCACUAGUGUAUGUCCAGGAAGUUGGGAUAUGAAGUGAACUGAGAUACAGUCAUGACAGUGUUUGUCCCCCCCCCCCCCUCCAUUAUGACCCUUUCCUCCCAACAGACUAAAUCCAUCAUACUGCCAAGAAAACACCCGUCAAAACACUCAACAGUCAUACACUGUUUCCCAGGUAGCAAAUUAUUUUCCGUAUAGUCAUAUUAAAAGAACUAGGGUAAACACAGAUGAACAUAACACCUUACAAAUACUUUCUCACACCAGUAUAACACUAAAACUUAACAGUAUAGAAUAAUUGAACUAAGAAGGCUACUACAAGGAAUGGAGGAAGGGAAUCUACUGACAUGCUGAGUACAUUACACAAGAGUACUAUGUCACUGUCCGUGCCUGUGCAGUGCUGUUGUUAGGCAGAAUGCCGGACUAUGUUUCCAGAAAGGAAAUAAGAGACCUCGGCUUGUAUCCCUAGGAUGACCACUGUAACAAAACCAACACCAAGUCUUGGAACUGUGCUCCAAUUUAUAAUGCUUGGAUCAGUGAACAUGCUGCUGUUUCACAAAAAGCACUAGAUAAGAAAGAAAGUAGUGGAAUAGCCGUCAUAUUUCUUUAGGUAGGUUCACUUUAACAGUAAAUUACAAAACUUGAAUUUGUCCACUUUGUUUUUCUGUAGUCUAGCUGGAUUGUUGUAGGAGUGGCUCUUCCCUUUGGGGGGGACUGUUGCUGCUCUUGAACCUUUGAAGUAGCUGAUUCUGCUGGCAUGAACCCUCCAGAAUAAGACUGUCUCUGUGUUGCUCUGGUUUGUUCAGUUCUUGUUUCCCGAGUAACUUAUGGUCUCUCAUUUGCAGUGUAUGCAUUUACUACAGUAGAAUAGUUUGUGCUUUACACAGAUAACCUUGUUUUGACAGAAACAAAAUAACAUUUGUAUAAUGUUUUUCCAUUCAAGAAAGGAAAUAAUUUUUUGUCAUGAAAAUAAGUUUGUCUUGUAGCCUAGAUCAGUAAGCAUGCACGUUUGUAGGAAAGCUGCCACAUCUAGUGCUUGUUCUGCUUGGGGUCCAGGUAUGAAGUAGAAAAUUGUCAAGAUUUUGUCUCAUAUUUAAUAAAACAAUUGAAAUGA